GCUCGGGCCCCGCCGCUGCCCGGGGACAUGCAGCUGCUGCCGCUGCCGGCUGCGAGAGCGGGCGUGGCUGGGCCGGACUAGCGCGGGGCUGGCGGGCGCCAUGUACACGUUCGUGGUGCGGGACGAGAACAGCAGCGUGUACGCCGAGGUGUCCCGGCUGCUGCUGGCCAGCGGGCAGUGGAGGCGGCUGCGCAAGGACAACCCCCGCUUCAACCUCAUGCUGGGCGAGCGCAACCGCCUGCCCUUCGGCCGCCUGGGUCAUGAGCCUGGACUUGUACAGAUGGUAAAUUACUACAGGGGAGCUGACAAACUUUGCCGCAAAGCUUCUUUAGUAAAGCUCAUCAAGACCAGUCCUGAGUUAUCAGAAUCUUGCACGUGGUUCCCAGAGUCUUAUGUGAUAUACCCAACCGAUCUGAAGACUCCAGUGGCCCCUGCUCAAAAUGGAAUUCACCAUCUUAUAAACAACACCAGGACAGAUGAAAGAGAAGUGUUCCUAGCAUCCUACAACAGGAGAAAGGAGAGCGGGGAGGGCAAUGUGUGGAUAGCCAAGUCCUCUGCAGGUGCCAAAGGUGAAGGAAUUCUAAUUUCUUCAGAGGCUACUGAACUUUUGGACUUUAUAGAUGAACAAGGACAAGUGCAUGUGAUUCAGAAAUACCUUGAAAAACCUUUACUCUUAGAGCCAGGUCAUCGCAAAUUUGAUAUUAGAAGCUGGGUUCUAGUGGAUCACCAGUAUAAUAUCUACCUCUACAGAGAGGGUGUCCUCCGGACCUCUUCAGAACCGUACAAUAGUGCUAAUUUCCAAGACAAAACCUGCCAUUUGACCAAUCACUGCAUCCAGAAGGAAUAUUCUAAAAACUAUGGAAAAUAUGAAGAGGGGAAUGAAAUGUUCUUUGAAGAAUUUAAUCAGUAUCUGAUAAGUUCUUUGAACACUACGUUGGAGAGUAGUAUUUUAUCACAAAUCAAAAACAUAAUAAGAAGCUGCCUUAUGUGUAUAGAGCCUGCAAUCAGCACUAAACACCUUCACUACCAGAGUUUCCAGCUCUUUGGCUUUGACUUCAUGGUUGAUGAGGAACUGAAGGUCUGGCUAAUUGAGGUCAAUGGGGCUCCAGCUUGUGCCCAGAAACUUUAUGUGGAGCUUUGCCAAGGUAUAGUGGAUGUAGCCAUCUCCAGCGUCUUUCCCCUCAGUGAGACAGCACAAAAGCAGAGCCAGCCAUCAAUAUUUGUCAAGCUGUGAUGAAAGGCCAUCUCAGCUACAUACGUGGGUGAACUGCCAUCUGUUGAGUGAAAGGAAAGGCUGUUUGAUCAUUUAUAUUAGUAUCAUGCCAAAAAGGGAUAUCCACAAAGAAAAAGUCACAAGGAAAAAAAUAAGUCUCCAAGGAGAGCUGAGGACAAGCCAAAGUUGUUCAGACAACUCUGCCUGUGUUUUACCAAGCUUUACAUUAAGAACAGCUCUUUGAUAACUUUAGACUUUAACUGAAGCAGAUCUCUCUGGGAGAACAGCAAAAUAAUGUUUAUUAAACUGGGAUACAAUAAUAUUGUAUUACUUCAUUCUUUCUUUUAAAAAAAGAAACAAACUUUUUUCCUUUUUGUUUUAAUUAAUAAGGCAAUUUAGUGAACAGUAUCAGUAAUCUUCCAGGACUUCAUGCUUGGAAGUUUUGUCAUCUCUUGGUGUGUAUUUUCUUGUUUCCUCACCUGAUGCAGUUUUAGUGCCUUAGCUCAGUUCCAAUAGGUGAUUCCUUUUUGUUCUUGCUCCUUUAUGUAGAGGUAAAAAGGUCUCUUGCUUUGUUGGAUAUGUAAAGCAAGAAAAUAUAACCCAUUUUUGUUUUUUUUCUUUAACCAACUAGCUAAACACCAUUUAUUCUAAAUAACAGAAUGGCAAAGAGGCUAUUGACAGGAUAACGUAUGUACUGCAGUAAUUUAGCCUACCAAGUGAAAGAGGUUUUAUUUACUUUUAUCCUCUUUUCUAAUGAGAUUUGAAUCAGUUGUCCAUCAAAGUCUGAUAUAGCCAGAAAACAAACACUGAGACCUCUUGUGCUGACCUGCAGUUGUCAAGGAAUCCUUCCUGACUCUUCUGUGGAGAAUGCUCAUAAAAUAGAGGGUCCAGUUUUCUUGGAAAACUGGCUCAGAGGUUUCCAAAUUAUUUUAAUUCCACUCUCCUUCCAGCUUUUCCAUUUAUAAUGCUUCAUUUUUAUUAAACAAAAGAGUCUUAUGUUAAAGGACCAAUUCUUUACAGAUGUUAUUGCUUAUUCAUUUCUUUAAAAAACUUCAUGUUACCUUAAUGCACUUGACACUAAAAACUUUUCAGCCCAACUGGUUGUUUUUUUCUCCAUUUGACAAACACUGAAUUUUUCUGCAUUUACAGGCCAGCACCAAAAAUGACUCUACUUUGUGCCUCAGGCAUUAUCAGUCAUAAAUACCCCCAGACCUAAGGAGAUUUUUUUUGUAUGAAAAAUAGUAGGGAAAUGUUAACUGCACAUUUGCUUUGUUACAUGAUUAUGCAGUCCUUUUUAAGUUUCUUAAGGUCAUUGAAUUUAGAAACCUGCAUACAUUUUUAAAUGUAGCCAAAGUUAAUGUAUGGAAUCCUUACAGUUUUCCCCACUUCAUCAUAAACAGUUCCUGUAAGUCUGUUUAAAUUUUCAGUCUAAGCAGGUUAGCCAUCUUCUCUCUGAGCUUUGUCCUUUUGUAGAACACUACUUCAGGUCAGAACUUUGCUCUGUCGUCUCUAACAACGAUAUCACAAAGUCAGUUCAUAGUUAACUACAUUAAUGAUAGUGAUCUGAGCAAAAUAAAAUAGGUCCCUGUCACUGAAAAUGCAUUUAGACACUACGUGAUUUCAGUUGUCUAAGUUUAAAAAAAUGGAUCAAGUUGUAUAGUUUUUGCCUCCUAGGACAGGCUUGAGCACUCUUAUACUCUAUUUAAAGCUGAGCUUCCUCAGCUCUAAAUCAGUGCCAGUGUAGAACUCAUCAAAUUACUAAUCCUGGCAGCCUUCCUUACUGUGCAAAAUCAUUGAUGUUCAUUAAUUUCUCUUCCAUAUUUGAUGAUUUACACCAACAGGUUUGGAAUGAGCUCAACAGCUCAUUUUUAGUUCUUGUUUCUGAAAACUUUGGCCACAUGAUUAUCAGAUCAUCACCCAUUGCCCUUGCUGGCUUUCACUGCAUUUAGUGUAAAUAAAUACCUCUUUAUGGCUUUGCCACUUCACUGCAGAUCCCUAACUAGCCUUGAGGCUAUGGAGAUAGUUCUGCUGGGCAUGCUUUUCUUGUGAAAUGUCCUUUGAACAUCAUUUGAUACUUCAGCCCACAGUAGGAGGGGUGGCAUUUAGCAUUAGGAAAGCAGUUAAUAUUCCUUGGUUGCAUGGCAUUAUUUUCCUGAUAGCAAUUGACAAAGGACAGAUCUAAUCCCACUCCUGCUGUUUAGCAGGGGACAGUGUAAGGGCAGGAAUUUGUUUUGCAAAGAGUUGUGGUCAGAAAUUGUCAGCUGGGUUUUCACAGCUGCAGAAAGGAAAGGAAACUAUUUUUUUAAUUAUUAUGAAGAAUUGGUACUUGGCUCCAUUGCAAAAUAUGGUUUUGAUACUGAUAUUAAAAUAGACCCAAGAAAAUGUAUCAGUGAAGCGUAUGAGAUAUUCCUAGUUCAUACGAUGAUGAUUAAUAAGGCCAGAGGCUUUGUCAGUAAAACACCAUUCGUUAUAAAAGUAUAUUCCUGUUUUGGUGCUCAUGUCUUUGGAUUUACACUGCCGCUGAAUGAGUGUUCACAGAAAUGUCAGGAAUUCAAAGGUAUUGAAAUUUGUAUAUAUAAAAUGUGCAAAGUCCAGGGACUUUCAGAUUUCCACCAUAACAUGAAAUGUUAAAGAUAACAUCAAAGGUAAGCUGCAUAAGCUUCUCUUAAGCAGUAAGUGUGAAAUGAACUCAAGUUUUAAGUGUAUAAAUACCUCUAUUGGUGGCAAAAUUAAUGUACAUUAGAACUAUAAAGAGUUUGCAAUAUUAUAUACCAGUAAUUAGGAAAGAUGACUGCUAUAACAUGGAUAAAAUGAGUUUGUUUGGUUAUGUAAACGAAUGAGAUUUCCAAAAAAUGAAUGUUUAAAAUUGGUUUUUUUGUGUCUGUAUCUAUGUUCCAAAAUAAGCUGCUUAAUUUCCAGUAAAGCUGAGCCCCAAACAGCUCCUAUUCAUUUUCUGGAAGCUGCAAA
This is a messenger RNA of Gavialis gangeticus (Gharial), 4180 nucleotides long. RefSeq names its product tubulin tyrosine ligase (gene TTL). The coding region runs from base 101 to 1234 and encodes 377 amino acids. The record is from RefSeq and is a predicted model, not a curated record. Lineage: Eukaryota; Metazoa; Chordata; Crocodylia; Gavialidae. The transcript is spliced from 7 exons. Gene Ontology annotation, biological process: protein modification process.